CUGCGUCACAGGGGCGGUGCCCUCAGGUACACUCACCAGCAGCGGUCAAACACACACACGCACAGAGGAGGCAGUGUUUUCUCGGCUCCAUACGCGCGCACUCGUGCACUCUCCUCAGUCUGAAGGUCGAGUCCCGCAGAAAGAACCGGAGGAGGCACCGAGGUUCAGCGGAGGAGCAGCGGAGGAACCAGCGGAGGACCAGCGGAGCAGGAGCAGCGGAGCAGCAGAGGAGGAGCAGCGGAGCAGCAGAGGAGCAGCCGGAUGUUCAGCUGGGUGAAGCAGGAGCAGGGCCGGAGCCGGGAGGGAGAGAUGUACCAGACGGUGACCGAGGGGCUGCAGAGCCUCUACACCAGGAAGCUGCUGCCGCUGGAGGAGACCUACCUCUUCCAUGACUUCCACUCCCCGGCCCUGGAGGCCGCAGACUUCCAGAGCAAACCCAUGGUGCUGCUGGUGGGACAGUACUCCACCGGGAAGACCACCUUCAUCAGGUACCUGUUGGAGCAGGACUUCCCGGGAAUGAGGAUCGGUCCGGAGCCGACCACCGACGGCUUCAUCGCUGUGAUGUACGGCGAGAAUGAAGGUGUCAUCCCUGGCAACGCCCUGGUGGUCGACCCCAAAAAACCCUUCAGGAAACUCAACGCGUUCGGAAACUCCUUCCUUAACAGGUUCAUCUGCUCUCAGAUGCCCAAUCAGGUUCUUCAGAGCAUCAGCAUCAUCGACACUCCUGGUAUCCUGUCAGGAGAGAAGCAGCGAAUCAGCAGAGGUUACGACUUUGCGGAGGUCCUGCGUUGGUUCGGCGAGCGGGUGGACCGCAUCAUCCUGCUGUUCGAUGCCCACAAACUGGACAUUUCUGACGAAUUCUCCGAGGCCAUCAAAGCCUUCAAGGGCCAAGACGACAAGAUCCGAGUGGUCCUGAACAAGGCCGACCAGGUGGACACCCAGCAGCUGAUGCGAGUGUACGGCGCCCUCAUGUGGUCACUGGGGAAGGUGAUUAAUACUCCAGAGGUGGUGAGAGUUUAUCUUGGUUCCUUCUGGGGCAAACCACUGCAGAACACUGAGAACAGGCGUCUCUUCGAGGCGGAGUCUCAGGACCUGUUCAAGGACAUCCAGAGUCUCCCGAGGAACGCUGCCCUCCGUAAACUCAACGACCUCAUUAAGAGAGCUCGUCUGGCCAAGGUGCAUGCUUACAUCAUCAGCUACCUGAAGAAGGAGAUGCCAUCUCUGUUUGGACGAGAGAAGAAGAAGGAGGAGUUGAUCAUGAGGCUGCCGGAGAUCUACACCAUCCUGCAGAGGGAGCAUCACAUCAGCCCCGGAGACUUCCCCAACGUCACCAAGAUGCAGGACAUGCUGCAGCACUACGACUUCAGCAAGUUCCCGUCCAUGAAGAUAAAGCUGAUCGAGUCGGUGGACAAGAUGUUGGCCUCAAAAAUCGCUGGUUUGAUGACGAUGAUCCGAGAGGAGGAGUCCAAGGCGCCGCCGACCUUGGUGUCAGGCGGCGCCUUCGACGGCUCUCAGGAAGGACCCUUCGGCCGAGGCUACGGCGAGGGCAUUAGCGCCGGGGCCGACACGGAGGACUGGAUCGUGAGCCGCGACAAACACCGCUACGACGAGAUCUUCUACACGCUGAUGCCUGUCAACGGCAAGAUCACCGGCGUCAACGCCAAGAAGGAGAUGAUGAACUCGCGGCUGCCAAACACCGUCCUCGGGAAGAUCUGGAAGCUGGCCGACUGCGACCACGACGGGAUGCUGGACGACGAGGAGUUCGCCCUCGCCCAGCACCUCAUCAAGAUCAAACUGGAGGGUUACGAGCUGCCCUCCGAUCUGCCCGACCACCUGAUGCCCCCGUCCCACCGCAAAGACCCCACCGCAGACGCCCUGUACAACCACACCGAGGACUAGAGCGCCAACAGGGCGGCGAGCGAGCCCCGGAGAGACUGACUGACAGGAAGUCCACCUGUAAAACAACACCGCAGGUCAACUGCUGCUGGUGGGGUCAGACUGAGGGGGAACCAAUCAGCAGCCUGACGGCUACAGAGCGUCAAAGGUCAAAGUUCAGGUGUUUUAUAAUGAGGAGCUCGACGCUAAGAUGAUCUCAUCAGUUAUGAGUCCAAAUAACCUGCUUUUAUUUUGGUAAGAGUUUAUAUGUCAAUUAUUUUAAAGCAACAAACAACACUUUUAUUGUGAAAGAGAACAGUGUAUCGUGAUAUUUCCUGCUUCAUAUUCUCACAUCUGGGUGAUUAAUAUCAGGCUACAGCCACACGACUACGUAAGUUGCAUCAAAUCUGCUACAGAUAUGUAUCCACACAACUCUAUGGCGUUAUAUGAAUUGAUAAUAAUUCUGUGCUUUUAUUCUGAAGGCCAAAUCCAUUUUCCAAAUGCCUAACUUUAGAGUUUCCUGUAAACUGGGGAACGCGAUUAUUCUUUUUCUCCACCUUGUGACGCCGAUCGUCCAGAAGAGGAUUAGGGCCACGUGAGAAAUGCAGAUUCUGAAAAUAGGCUGAGUUAGAUGUUUGAUUUCACGCGGCACUAAUCCUCCUCUGUAGAUCAAGAUGAACGUUAAAGGAGCAGCGAUGAUCAGUCGGAUCCGUCCACAGCAUCGAGGGAAACGUCCUCCUGAGCUGAAGGUCAAACAUCUGCAGCCGAAGCUGCUUUUUCACUGGUGACCAAGAUUUAUUGUUUUCAUAUCGUCCAGAGUCUCAUGUCGGCUUCACCGGGUCACGGCUGCAGAUAUUUGAAUUAUCGAGCUCAUGUAGGAAUCCUGGUUAAUUCUCUAAAGUAAAGAGUCACAUCCACAUAAACAGAGGUUUAGAGACUGAGAUGAAAAUAUCACCUCAUAAAAAGUUGGAUUUUUCUUUGGGUUGUCGAGGACGUGAGGAUUAUUUUCAGAUGUAGUUAUUUGAGUAUAGAAUGAGUCAGACUCAGGUCACGAGGUCACGAGGUCGCGAGGUCGCGGCUCCUGCAGCUAAUCUCAACCCCCUGAGUCGUCUUUACGUUCGUUGUAAAUCCGACUGACCUUGUGUUUUGCAGCAGGAAGCCGUUAGUUAGCGCCUCCUCCUCGUGACGAUGGAGUUCAGAUGCAGUUCCAGUCCAGGACGCUGGGUCCAGGGUAUUCUCAGAGGUCAAAGGUCACAGUCCGUCCUGUUUUAACAGCACAGCGACCGCUGCAGCUCGUCGUUAACUCGUCCCUCGGGGACGGAUGGCGUCCUGAAACGUGUCCGCUCGCUUCUGUUUCCUCGUAUUGUAAACAUCAGCAGAGACGAGCAGAGCGGUGACCUCUGACCUCUGCUGACUGCACACCUUCCUCUCCGUAGAAUCCUCUGCUGCCUUCGUGUCUUAUUUCCAACUCUGGAAAUUCUAACCUCGACUGGGGAGGAAACUUUUUCCACUUCCUGUCACAAAAUGACUAAAAGGAGUUGAUGCUGCAGUAAAUCUGAUUAUAUGAAAGUGUGUGAAUGUGCCUUUAACUGCAGCAGCGAGGUUCGACCAAUGAAAACAUCUGAUUCUCAUUCAGAACCUUUGAAAACAAAACAUCAAAACAGGACGACUCAGGUUCAACCAUGUGACCUGUGACGUCAGAGACACGUGAUCGCAGCGUUUUCCACACUAACACUAAAAGUACAAGUUUAUUGUUGUCAUGACAACAGCACGUUUGAAUGUGUUCAGUGAUGAAUCCUUUCAUCUGUGUGUCAAACACCAGACGUCUUCAUAAUGAGAAACCUUCAUAUUCGAAUGACUCUAAUAUCUCAAACUAAAGUUCUACUCAGGAAGGUUUCAGGAUUUGUAUUUUCUCAUCCAGUUAUUCUGAGAGUUUCUCUCAUUAUUGUUUUAGAAAUGUUCGCACAUUUUUGAAAGUUUCUAUGUUUUGAUAAAGUUUUUUAUUAUUUUUAGGAAUUUUCAUAAAUUGUUGACAUGAUUUUGACGUCAGGAUAUGUUAUUGGUGGAAUGUUUUCCUUGACGUUAAAAUGCCUGUAAACUCCUCACUAGUAUAAAACGGUGUCACACCCCUGGACGGAGCUGGAAAUGUGUACAUUCAUAUAUAAAGUAUAAAAACACUGUACAUGAACUACUGUAAAUAUGCUGAUGUUGAUCCACAAGGCGUCAGCGGCUGCGCUCGGGGCCGUCCAGUGAGGAGACGGCUGCUCGUCACGUCUCUAACUGAGGAUGAGCAGCUUCUUGUUUCCUGUCAUCUCAUCCUGUCCCCACAUCUCGGAUUUGAACUCUGUGGAUAUCGUCACCUAAUCGAUGACCAAAGUUUGUCUCAAGAAUCCAGCUGAGAUUUCAAAGCUACAUUUGCACACGUCCCCAGCAGUGCCUGCUCAUCUCAAUGAUUCAGAAAGAGCGCCCCCUUGUUUCUGCUCGAGACAAAGCCUUUAAUAUCUGUCAGCUCCGAGUGUUUCAGAGCUUUAAUGUUUCCGGUCUCGGCCUUUCAGAACCUUCUGUUCCUAUGACAGGACGUGUUCGUCCUCGAGGGUCCAACAGUUGCUCGGUGCCUUUAAAACACAGAGAAGCUCGAGGUCUACGUUCAUUUCCCCACAGAGCAGCUGUCUCUGAGGAUUUCUUGGUUUUAGUUUUGAUCAAACUCAUAUUCAUGUGAAGGUGAAAGGUUUUAUUUUUGUGAUUUUAAACUAUUUUGUAUUCUUGCUGUUUGGAUGUUACUCUGUUGUGAUGAUGCAGCUCAUCCUGUCAGCAGAGCUGGAGACUAAUAAAGUUUAUUCAACACGUGCACUCGUGGAGCUGAA
Molecule: messenger RNA, 4739 nt
Organism: Hippoglossus stenolepis (Pacific halibut)
Lineage: Eukaryota; Metazoa; Chordata; Actinopteri; Pleuronectiformes; Pleuronectidae
Gene: ehd4
Product: EH-domain containing 4
Exons: 8
Coding region: 262-1899 (545 amino acids)
Biological process (GO): endosomal transport; endocytosis
Cellular component (GO): cytoplasm; plasma membrane
Molecular function (GO): calcium ion binding; protein binding; GTP binding
Source: RefSeq, a predicted model, not a curated record